AUGCUUGUGUGCGCUAAUUCUUCAUCAUACCAACCAUGGUCUUCAACAAUCCCCACAUUGAUUUUGCUCCCAAAAUUCACAACCAAAGAACACAUGAAUCAAAUCCACGCACGCUUAAUAACAACAGGAUUCAUCAAAAACACUUCACUCACUACCAAACUUAUCCUCACUUUCGUUUCUUCACCCCAUAAGCCUCUCAUUGAAUUUGCUCGUUACAUCUUCAUCAAGAACCAUGCUUUACGUGCUGGCAGGGAUAGAAAUGAUGACCCUUUUCUCUGGAAUGCUGUUCUCAGGUCUUAUUCUCAUGGUAGUGAUCCAAAAGGAGCUAUUUUUUUGCUCUGUUUGAUGAUUGAAAAUGGGGUUUGUUUGGAUAAGUACAGUUUUUCACUUGUUUUGAAGGCUUGUUCUAAUGUGGGUUUGAUGAAAGAAGGAAUGCAGGUUUAUGGGUUGUUGUGUAAGACAGAUAUUGGGUGUGAUUUGUUUUUGCAGAAUUGUUUGAUUGGUUUGUUUAUGAGAUGUGGGUGUGUUGAUUUUGCGGAGCAAAUGUUUGAUAGAAUGACUGAGAGGGAUUCUGUUUCUUAUAAUUCAAUGAUUGAUGGGUAUGUGAAAUACGGGUUAAUUGGAAGAGCAUCUGAGUUGUUUAAUGGUAUGCCAAUGGAAGAGAAGAAUUUGAUUACAUGGAAUUCAAUGAUUAGAGGCUAUGUGAGAUGUGGUGAAGAUGAUGAUGGGUUGAAGUUUGGUUGGAGUUUGUUUGUUAAAAUGCCUGAGAGGAACUUGGUUUCUUGGAACACAAUGAUUGAUGGUUGUGUGAAGAGGGGAAACAUGGACGAUGCUCAGGCAUUUUUCGAUGGGAUGUCGGAAAGAGAUUUGGUCAGUUGGGUUACGAUGAUUGAUGGUUACGCUAAAUCGGGUGAUGUCGUUGCUGCGAGGAGUUUGUUCGAUGAAAUGCCAAGGCGAAACGUCAUUUGUUGUAAUUCAAUGAUGGCUGGCUAUGUUCAGAAUGGGUAUUGCAUUGAAGCAUUGAAGCUGUUUCAUGAUAUGAGAAGGGCGACCGAUAUGUUACCGGACGAUACGACGCUGUUGAUCGUUCUUACAGCAGUCGCACAAUUAGGACGCGUGGAGGAUGGAAUUGUGAUACAUCGUUAUUUAAUGGACAAUGGUUACUCUCUGAGUGAUAAUCUGGGCGUUGCUCUGAUUGACAUGUAUUCAAAGUGUGGUAGCAUCGAGAAUGCUAUAUCAGUGUUCGAGAAUAUCGAACAAAAAUGUGUUGAUCAUUGGAACGCUAUGAUUGGUGGUUUAGCGAUUCAUGGAAUGAGUGAAAUGGCUUUUGAUUUUCUCAUGGAGAUGAAAAGGCUUUCUAUUACACCUGACGAUAUCACCUUCAUCGGAGUAUUGAGUGCUUGUAGGCAUUCUGGAAUGUUGAAAGAAGGACUGAUAUGUUUUGAGCUUAUGCAAAAAGUAUACAAGCUGCAACCUAAAGUGCAACACUAUGGAUGCAUGGUGGACAUGCUUAGCCGAGCCGGACUUGUCGAAGAAGCAACAAAACUCAUCCAAAAAAUGCCUAUUGAACCAAAUGAUGUAAUUUGGAAGACCUUGCUAAGUGCUUGUCAAAUUCAUGAAAAGUUCUCGGUAGGAAAGCCCAUAGCUCAGCAAUUGAUUCAACUAACGUCAGGCAGUGCAAGUUCUUAUGUGCUCUUGUCUAAUAUCUAUGCUAGUUUGGGUUUGUGGGAUAAUGUUAGAAGGGUUAGGACAAAAAUGAGAGAAAGACAUUUAAGGAAAAUUCCAGGUUGUAGUUGGAUUGAAUUGGAGGGAGUUGUUCAUAAGUUUUCUGUGCAAGAUAGAACACACCCUCAGGUUAAUGAGAUUUAUUCUAUGUUAAAUAGUUUGUAA
Lathyrus sativus (Indian pea) is the source of this 1890-nucleotide messenger RNA. The record is from the annotation of a GenBank genome assembly. NCBI's taxonomy places the organism in Eukaryota, Viridiplantae, Streptophyta, Magnoliopsida, Fabales, Fabaceae.